Messenger RNA from Guillardia theta CCMP2712, 7071 nucleotides. RefSeq lists its product as hypothetical. The transcript is spliced from 14 exons. The coding region runs from base 1 to 7071 and encodes 2356 amino acids. The record is from RefSeq and is a predicted model, not a curated record. NCBI's taxonomy places the organism in Eukaryota, Cryptophyceae, Pyrenomonadales, Geminigeraceae.
AUGCGCGCAUGCAGAGGCUCCCUCCUCCUCCUCCUCCUCCUCCUCCUUCCCUGUGAAGGGCUGAGGAGGCUCAAAGUCCAACUGAGCAGGCUGCUGUCAGAGGAAGAAGAUGAAAACUUCCAGUUCUGGCAGGAGCUACCGCAACACUAUGCUGAGGCGAUUGUUUUACUUUCGGCAAACAAUGACGCUAAAAGCGCAUAUCAUGUGAUGGAGAUCAUUCCGGAGUUGAUACAGACGUUCACCUCGCAGCAUAAUCAAGUGAAGUGCUACACUGCACUGCUGGUCGUGAAGCACAUCCGGCAUGAGCUCUCGAGGAACUUGCACCUUCACUUGAGGGACGCGAUAAGCUCAGGAUGGUCCGAGUUAGUUGAGGCACUUGUGCUGUUUGAGUUGGCUCGAACCAAGAUCACACUGUCAAGAGCAAGAGCAGCAAAGUACAUGAAGGACCUGCUCAACACAUGUUUGAAGCACAGCGCGUACAACCUUCGAGGUGACUGCCUGCUCGUGCUGUUGAAGCAUGGAGCAGACAUCCAUGCUGCCGACGACUGGGGAAACACUGCAUUGGACUUUGCGACGAAGAGGCAGGAGCAGCUGAUCAGAGAUGUCAAAGUAACUUUUGAUGAUGAUACCUGCGCCUUCGAGGACACGAUUCAGAUCCUUCGCAAGGCCAGCCUUGUGUCCAGUGACGUUCGCAGUGUCUGGGCAGGCGAUCUGAUGCGCCGCUUGAGAUUCCUGGGAUACGUGGAGAAGAAGCUGACGUGUGUUCUCGGAUCUCACAUUGCUGAGCGUCGCCCCUUCGUUUAUGGCAAGCAUUCGGCCUUGCGCUUCAGCGCUACCUUACCGAGAGGACUUGAGAUCGACGAGGCUACAGGAGCCAUCGGCGGAGCGCCUUCGGUGCUGUGCCUGGACGAGCGAGUGACGAUCACGGCUUACGACGACUCGUCUCGGUCGUGCCUGUCGACCCACCUGGAAGUGACGGCGGUUCACCCCUUGCCGGACAAGUUCGAUUACUAUCACCAUGGAUUCAUCCUCUGCUUGGAUGUCGACUUCGAUCUUCAUCCCAGGUUCAGUGUGGCUGGUUACGAGGAGGGCUGGGAGGAGGAGGGAGAGGAGGUCCGAGAGGUAGAGGGAGAAGAGACCUGGGACAGGAGGAUAGGGGAGAAGAUGAGGCACAAGAUCCCAUCAUGUCUGGGGCAGCUGCAGUUUACAGCUCAUCCUGAUCUCCCUGUUGGAGUCUCUCUCUGCUCGCAGUCGGGGCGUAUCUACGGAUGUAUGAGCGACGUCAGCGAGCCAGCAGAGUACAAGGUAGUAGCAAGAAACAGGGUCGGGCAGUUGGCGACUUGCUGGGUUGCCAUCGGCAGCCAGGAGCCGCUGCUGUCGCUGGAGUUCGUGCCGAGCCGCAAGCACUUGCUAGUAGGCGAGGAGGUCAACCUGCAAGCCCUCCUCAACACCAGAGUCUACAGACCCCCGACCUCUCGUCCUCCCGGUGAUCGUCCGUUACAGCUGAAGUUUGACGUGCAGCCGCCCCUGCCCGCUGGUCUCUUUCUGGACCCGGCGACUGGGGAGAUCAGCGGAGCUUGUCAAUCGGUCGUGAGCGAGCAGGAACAGGUGGUGACAGCAUCAUGGGAAUUUCUGCGAGGGAGGGAGGAGCUGGUGGUGGUGGAGAACGCUGACGAGCAGAGGGGAGGGGAGAAAACGAAGGUGAGGGUGCGAGAGGAGAAGGGGGGGAAGGGUUGGUUCAUCCACGAGAGCCUCAGAAUUGUCAGCGUCUCCUCUGCGCUCUCCCUCUCCAUCCUCCGCCCUCCCACUCACCUCGAGUACGGCAGCUCUUCCCUGUUCCUAUCCCCCUCUUCGGACUCCCCUGUCCACUCCCCGACGUUUGACGGCUCUCCUCCUCUCUCCUUCUCCAUCUUCCCCCUCGUUCGAGGGGUCUCGAUCGAUCACCAGACCGGAGUCAUCCGCGGCUCCCCCUUGGACGGCGAGCCCUUCAGCAACAGCAGGACGAGGAGCAGCCCGAAGAGAGUCCACGUCCUACUCAGCAACCCGGUCGGCAGCGUCAGCAGAGAGAUCAUCCUCCAUGUCAUUGACAAGCCCUUCCUCUCCUCCUACACGGAGCCAGAGGUCACCUGCGCCAUCGGCAUCCUACUCGACCUUCCCAUCAAGACUGCCAGGGGCCACAGGCUCAGAUUCUCCGUCUCUCCUCCUCUCCCUCCUGGAAUUCAGCUGGACAGCCGCACGGGGAGGGUGUUCGGAGCAGCGGAGGCUCCUUUGCGCAGGAGCUGCUUCCUUGUUCGGGCGGAGAACGAAGUCGGGGAGGCGUCGACAAGCUUCUACCUCACCGUCAUGGACCCGCCGCUUGCAAGGCAGAGGACGGGGAAGGGCCCCAACACGAGCAAGAAGGUCUCCAGCAAGAGAGCAGACGCUGCGAGUGGAAGGGCUGAGGCCAGGCAGGAAGGAGGCGGAGGGAGCAGGAGGAUAGGAGGCAACAGCAGCCUGCUCGCUCCUGCACCUGCUUCCACUAUCCCAUAUCUUCCUCCUCCUCAACAGCCUCUUCCCUCCCCUUCCUAUCAUCCUCAUGCCCCUCGUUCGCUCAGAUAUCGCAGGAUGAACAACCUUCUCUUCUGCAUGAACGAGCCCAUCGCUCCUCUCCUCCCCGUCCUCCGCCACGGCCUCCCUCCCUUCUACUUCUCCGUCGCUCCUCCUCUUCCCCCUGGCAUGCUUCUUGACCAGGAGCACGGGACGAUCUCCGGGACCCCUGAGCAAGCGAUUCCACUGAUGGUCUAUCAGGUCACGGCAAAGAACAGUUUCGGCACCUGCUCGGCCGAGCUGGAGCUGGAGGUGCAAGAAAAGCCCUCGCCUCCCUCCUACUCUUCCUGUUACCUCUCCUUCGGCCUCCAUCACUUCGCCGAGUACCCGCUGAUCGCUCCCUCCUCGGGGACGCAGCCAGUCGAGAUCCACGCGCUGAACGCGCUGCCCCCUGGGAUCAGGCUGGAGAAAGACGGCAGGAUAUGCGGGACGGCGAGCGUGCUGAUGGGGAGGAAAGAGGUUACGGUGGUUGCCUGCAACGCUGCAGGAACGAGCAAGACGAAGAUUGAGAUCGAGGUCGUGGAGCCCAUCACCGACUUCAGUUACAGGAAGGGGACGAGGACGGGGGAUAAGACGCUUUUCUCUUUCCUCUUCUCCUCCCCCUUCGACAGCGACACGCCCACGGUGGGAGGAGGGACGGUAGAGGAGUUCCUGCUGCUUGGGGAGCUGCCGGAGGGGAUCAGCCUCGACUCUCAGACAGGGAGGAUGACGGGGCAAGCGUCGUUCCCGUCGGAAGGAGGAGAGGUGACGGAGCGGGAGGUCAUCAUCGUAGCAAGGAACAAGAUCAGCGAGCAGCGGGUGCAUGCUCGCUACGUCCCCGUCAGCUUCCUCCUCAUCCGCGUCCUGGACCUCUUCACCGCUCGCCCCAUCCCCCGCGUCUCGCUCCGCCUUACCUGCCUGUCGGUACAAGACUCCUCCUCCUCUUCCGUCGAUCAGGGCAAGCAGGAGAAAGCUGCGGCUAGCGAGCUCGAAGACUCGGGCUGGCUGACCAGCAGCGCGCAAGGGCACUGCCGGCUGACAGCAAAAGCAGGACGACUGUACAAGUUGAAUGUGGAGAAGUCAGGCCUCCAAUUGGUGGCAAUCGAUCGAUCCGGAAGGAAAUUGAAAGCCAGAGAAUGUGGCGAGUACGAUGAUGUAAAGACGGAGGCAUCAGCAGAGAUGGUCACGGACAUGCAAGAAGUGCAAUUGAGCUAUCUGGUGCUGGAUCAUGUAGACACGGGAGUCUUUUGGAUUCAAGUUGAGGUUGUUGAGGUUGAGGUUGUUGUUGUUGUUGUUGUUGUUGUUGUUGUUGGCUGUGGUGUCGACAGGCGGAACGCGCAGGAGAACUGGUUGGUGGGGGUGAUCGACGGGGAGAACGGCAUGUUUGUCAAGUUUGCAGCAGAGGAUCACUUCGUCCUCGACGCGUUUGUCCUCAUGCUUCACAGCCAGUGGAAGAAAAGCCUUGAGAUCCUCCUCAGCAGCAAGCCCCUCUUCCUCGAUCACUUCCUCUACCUGGAGAAGGAGGAGACAAUCCAGCAGCUGAGGCUGAUCAUCGCGUCUGCCGACGAAGUGUACGCGCGAGCUAGGAAGGAGAUGGAGCGCAAGAUAAAGGACGCCCUCUCCCUCCUCGAGGAGGCCUCCUCCCUCUACGCGUCUGCGGGAGCUCUCUCGUCCUCCGGCACGGUCUUCUCCCAGUGCGGCAGGGAGUUCGAGGACAGGCUUCCCCUCGUCACGCAGUUCCAGCUCGACGCGUCCAGCACGAUCGCCGAGCUCCGCUCCUCCUGCCUUUCCUCCCUCUCCCUUGCCGCUGACAACUAUCGCGCCUACCAGCUCCAGGAGGUGCUCCCUGUGCUGGAGAAGGUGAGGAACGCGGUGGAGCGGCUGGAGGGGCUGGAGGAGGGGAAUGAAGUGAAGGAAAAGGAGGAAGAGCUUGUCCUGCUGUACGAGAGCGCGAUGGAUCGGGAGAAGCUUCAGAGGAUGCACCUGGACAAGGCUCAGCUCGCCCUUGCCAAGUCCAACGCAGUGGACGGGAGGACGGCAUGGAGGAAGGUGAAAAAGCUGGUGGAGGAGGAUGUCGCUGCGCUCGAUCUUCAAGUUCAGCACCCCCUCCUCCCAGAGCUGGAAGACCUCGAUGUUGUCAUCGUGCGGACGGCGGAGGAGCAGCGGGCGCGAGGGGAGGAGCUGCUGCAGGAAGCGGAGGAGCAGCUGAGAGGAGGAGAUCCCUUUACCUCUCGUGCCACCCUGACGGAGGCGACCGAGUUCUUCGGACGGGCAGGGCAUGACGACGGGGGAGCGAGCGAGCGGCUGAGGGUGGAGGUCAAGGAGGCGAUGAUGAACAUCAUGCAAGGGGAGAAGCUACUGUCGGGGGCGCAGGAGCUGUUCAACAGGAACAGGAUCAGGGAGAGCAGGGAGCGGUUAGUGGCCGCCGUCCUCAAGUUCAGGGAAGCUGGGGUGCACAGGGUCGAGAGCCCGAGCAACAAGCUGGUCGAGAUCGAGAAGCUGGAGCUGGGGAUCGAGACCGUGUCUGACAGGCUGCAGGAGGAGGCGAGCUCUCGUCUGGAGCAGGGGGUGCUCUUCCUGAUGAUGAGGAGGCUGCAGGAGGCGCAGCAAGCUCAUGACCAUGCUCGCGCGUCCCUGUCGAUCAUCUCAUCCUCUAAGAACUUCCCGCAGCUGGACUCCCUGCAGAGGGAGAUUGAGGAGGAGUUCAGGAGGGUGACGGAGAGCGUGCAAGCCCGGGUGUCCUCCUGCUACCUCCUCGCCACGGAGGGGAGGGCGCAGACGGCGUUGGAGCUCAUCAAGGAGGCGAGGUACCUCCUCCCGGCCCUGGCGCUCAGGCGGCAGGUGCUGGCGAAAAUGCAGCAGAUGGUUGGGGAGUGCGAGACCAACAUGCUCGACUGCGAGCAGAAGAUGAGGAGCAUAACGAUGAUGAUCGGACAGGCAGAGAGGGGGAUAGCGAGGAAGCAUUCCAUGCGGGAGAGCAUCGGAAGGAUCAUGGUUGUCUUCAAGGAGGCGUUCCCUGCCUUCCCCUGCGGGGAGCUCCCUUCCCCCCCCGAUCCUAUCCCCUUUCCCUGCACCUCCCAAGAGGACAAGCGCGAUCCCGUGGUCGAGCGCCGAGGAGAGGAGGAGGGGAGGAGUCAGAGCCCGAAGGGGGAGGAGGAGGAGAAGCUGGAAGCAGGACACCCAUCAGCGCUCCUCCUCUGGCAGGGCAUCGCCGCCACCAUGAACAUGGAGAUCCGCUUCCUCGCUGAGAGCUGCGCAGCAUGCGACGAGCUCCUCCUCACAGCCGAGCAGCGGCUGCAGCUCGGGGAGCUGGAGGAGAGCGAGCAGGUGCUGGAGGAAGCGGCCCGGCUGGUCCAGCAUGAGAGGAUGACGGAGAAGACGGCGGAGGAGAGGAGGAGAUACAUCUCAGGGCUGCGGGCGAAGCUGCUGACCUCGCGCUCUCUCUUGGCUACGGCAGAGCUCUGGCUCGCAGAGGGCAGGAGAGCGGCGAAGAACUUUGAGGUGGCGCGUGCCAGGAUGUACCUGUCCUCCUCCAUGUCGACCUUCGCCAAGAUCGGCUGCCUCGCACGGGCUGAGCAGGUCGAAGGGCUGCUCUCGAGCCUGGACGAGGUCGCGCUCAAGGGCGCGAGGGACGCAGAGGAGGAGGAGAGGCUUGCGGUCCUCUUCUGCAGGAGCAAGGACCUUCCCUCUGCCGCCCAUCAUAUCAAGCGUGCAAGGAGCAUCCUCGACUCCCUCGGCCUGCACAUCAGCCCCGUCCUCCUCUCCCUCGAGGAGGAGGUGGCGCGAACUACCAGCAUGCGCCUCCAGCUCGAAAAGGCCAAGCCCCGGGAGCUCUCGUACCCCCUCCCCGACCUCAGCGCUGCUGCUGGAGAGCUGCUCGAGUCCUUCCCGCCCCUCCUCAACGGGCUGGACCUGUCGGCCGCCUGCUUCGACCUCUCGCGCCCCUUCCUCUUCUCUUGCCUUCCUUCCCUCCCUGACGGCCUUCAGCUUGACCCCAGCAGCGGCUCCAUAGCCGGAACCUGCCUGACUCCCUCGCACGGGGUGUACAAGAUCGUGUGCACCUGCAAGCUGGGAACAGCCAGCGCGCAGCUGAGGGUCACGAUCAGCAGCCUCCCAGCUCUAUCAGAGGAGGAGGAGGAGGCGAGAGGGAGGGCUAGCUCCCUCGCUCACGCCUACAAGUUAGCGACCAGCCGUGUCCUCGUCUGCAGGAGGAGGCUCAGCGAAAUCCGCAAGCGAGGGCGCGUGCUUCCUCUAGGGAAGCUCCAAAGGCAGGCGGAAGAGGCAGAAGGCAUGACGGCCAUCACGGGCGACGUGGAGCAUGUGUUGUGGGCGAGGGAGGAGGCUUCUGCCACCAGGAAGAGGUUGAACCACUUUGAGAAGCUGCAACGGGAGAAGGAGGAAGCAGCGAAAGAGCUUGAGGAGGCACAGGCUCAAGCACGAGAGCUGGAGCUGAAGCUUCGAGAGGAAAACCAGAACCUCGCGAGGAGCGGAGGGAGGAGGAUGUAA